AUGGUCGUGGUGGCCUCAGCCUUUGGUGGUGACGUCAAACUGGGGGAAGAGAAGUCAACCCACCUCCACUUCUAUAUGCAUGACAUCCUUAGCGACCCCAAUCCCACUGCCAUCCGGGUUGUGAAAGGGCCGCCGAAAUUGCCACGGUUACCAAACUUCAACUUUGGAGAUAUUUCUGGUCACCAAACUUCAACUUAUAUUUUUGUGAUGGACAACCCACUGACUGAGGGGCCAAACCCGACCUCGAAGCUCGUCGGAUGGGCCCAAGGCUUGUAUGUGUUUGCAUCCCAGGGUUCAGACAGAGCUUCGCUAUUGACAACCAACCUUGUGUUCAAAGAGGGGAAGUACAUUGGAAGCACGCUUUCCAUACUAUCGAGGGAUGCUGCCUUUGCACUGGUGAGGGAGUUGCCGGUGGUCGGAGGGACCGGUAUGUUCCGUCUGGCUCGAGGCUAUGCUCUCUUGAAUACCUACUCAUUCAACACCACCUUGGGUGAUGCUGAUUUGGAGUUGGAUGUUUAUGUCGUGCACUAUUGA
Molecule: messenger RNA, 534 nt
Organism: Elaeis guineensis (African oil palm)
Lineage: Eukaryota; Viridiplantae; Streptophyta; Magnoliopsida; Arecales; Arecaceae
Source: RefSeq, a predicted model, not a curated record